CAAGCGUCCAGCAAGAAAAUCACCGUAACCCAAAUCACUUGGAAUUCCCCCGAGUGAACAAAGCUUUCGCUUUAUCCUUAACCUUCCUCUCCCGUUUCUUCCCCUUUCGCUGUUUCGUCACUUGGCUAGAAGUGGGGUUUUCCUCAGGUAGGGGUACAGUCGGGACUCUCCUACUCUGCAGUAGCUGGAAUAUCAGCGGAGAACCUGGGGAGACGAUGGGCGAAACGCGGGGUAGUUCUUCGGGAGCUGCUGGGAUGGGAGGGUGGAUGGAGGCGGACACGGAUGAGGUCUCGACUGGAGGAUUGGUUGGGGUAGCUGGUAUAAUUGGCGAAGCAGGUGUUGGCAAGGGCGACACGAUACAUGGCGGAGAGAUGAGUGGCGGAGAGAUGGGUGGCGGAGAGGUAGGUGUUGGUAUAGGUGGGUUUGAUGGGGAAUUUGGUAUUGCUGGUGUGUCGGAUGAAGGAGGCGGCAAUCCAGAGGAUGGUUGUUCUGGAAGGGAGAUGGGCGGAAGAGGAAUAUGGGACUGUGUUGGUGAUUUGGGGAAUCGUUCUCGUACCACGUCCCAGGAAUCAAGGCUAUUGGAAGAAUCCAGAUAUUCACAAAAGCAGCAGAUCCACUAUGGAGACACCACCAGAAACCUAGAACAAACACGACAUUCCGGCUCUACCUUCUCUCAUCCAUCCUCGGCGUUCUUCGCAUUCCUUGUCAUCCCUCUCCCUACUAUCGUCCUCACUAAUCCGCACGAGAUCCGGUCGUAA
This is a messenger RNA of Laccaria bicolor S238N-H82, 758 nucleotides long. RefSeq lists its product as uncharacterized. Bases 216 to 758 code for a protein of 180 amino acids. NCBI's taxonomy places the organism in Eukaryota, Fungi, Basidiomycota, Agaricomycetes, Agaricales, Hydnangiaceae. The transcript is spliced from 3 exons. The record is from RefSeq and is a predicted model, not a curated record.